UCCACCAUCCCCUGGUCACUACUUUCCUCACUUCACCCGCCCUUCCAGCUCCAUGAUGAUCCCAUGGGUCCCUAUGGUCCCCUGGACAGCAGCUCUGAUGGUGUUGCUGAGCAGAGAGACCCAGGGCGGGGCCCCUCCAGAGAACCACCUGCUGCGCGCGCUGCACGAGUGCUACGCGGAGAGCAACGGGACACAGCGCUUCAUCAUGAGAUGCAUCUUCAACCGCGAAGAGUUCAUGCGCUUCGACAGCGCGGUGGGCGAGUUCCGCGCGCUCACGCCCAUGGGGCGGCCGUGGGCCGAGUCCUGGAACAAGCAGAAGGACUACAUGGAGCGGCGGAGGUCCGAGGUGGACACGGUGUGCAGACACAACUACGAGUUGAACCAGAGCUUCACGGUGAAACGGCGAGUCCAGCCUAAGGUGCAUGUGUCACCCUCCAAGAAGGUCACCCUGAAGCACCAUGACCUGCUGGUCUGCCACGUGACAGAUUUCUACCCAGGCGUCAUUCAAGUCCGCUGGUUCCAGAACAACCAGGAGGAAACUGCUGGGGUCGUGUCCACCAGCCUGAUCCGAAAUGGGGACUGGACCUUCCAGAUUCUGGUCAUGCUGGAGAUAACUCCACAGCGGGGAGAUGUGUACACCUGCCACGUGGAGCACCCCAGCCUGGACAGCCCCAUCACAGUAGAGUGGAGGAUCCAGUCUGACUCUGCCCAAAACAAGAUGCUGACUGGAGCAGUUGGCCUGGUGCUGGGACUCAUCUUCCUGGCCGUGGGCAUCAUCAAGCAUGUGAGGAGCAAGCAGGGUGAGAAGAGUGUGGAGGAGCAGCCUCCAACCCCAGCACAGGCAGGAGGGUCACAGGUUCAAGACCCACCUGGGCUACACACAGCCUAGACAUCAAAGACGUGAAAUAAAGAAUUCUGG
Messenger RNA from Mastomys coucha (southern multimammate mouse), 919 nucleotides. RefSeq names its product HLA class II histocompatibility antigen, DP beta 1 chain-like. Bases 53 to 889 code for a protein of 278 amino acids. The record is from RefSeq and is a predicted model, not a curated record. Gene Ontology annotation, biological process: positive regulation of T cell activation; immunoglobulin production involved in immunoglobulin-mediated immune response; peptide antigen assembly with MHC class II protein complex. The transcript is spliced from 4 exons. NCBI's taxonomy places the organism in Eukaryota, Metazoa, Chordata, Mammalia, Rodentia, Muridae. Gene Ontology annotation, cellular component: membrane; MHC class II protein complex. Gene Ontology annotation, molecular function: MHC class II protein complex binding.